Triplophysa dalaica is the source of this 1508-nucleotide messenger RNA. RefSeq names its product sulfotransferase family 1, cytosolic sulfotransferase 6 (gene sult1st6). Gene Ontology annotation, biological process: sulfation. The transcript is spliced from 7 exons. Lineage: Eukaryota; Metazoa; Chordata; Actinopteri; Cypriniformes; Nemacheilidae. The coding region runs from base 287 to 1213 and encodes 308 amino acids. Gene Ontology annotation, cellular component: cytoplasm. Gene Ontology annotation, molecular function: sulfotransferase activity. The record is from RefSeq and is a predicted model, not a curated record.
GACCAGAAUAACGCAGAAAGAUAACAGAUAGAAAGAAAAAAUAUAGUAGUAAUAAGAGCUCUACGUUACAACGGUUUACAGUGGCUGGCAAAACUCUAGCUUUCUUUAGGAGUAGCUGAAGACAGAUAAUUGCAAAAGAGUUAAAGUGUAGUUUAAAGGGUGCUACGUUGCUACUGAAAAAAACUACUGGAGGAGGAGGAAAACCUGGAAUAAAUACACGCUCUACAGAACCAGCAGUAGGGCUGCCAGAGGAUAGUAGGAUAUUCCAGAAGACGUUUGUGUGGACAUGGAAGAGAAACCACUGAGCUAUGAAGAAUCCAUAAGGAGGGCUGGUGAUGCUCUUAAACGCUUUCCUCUGAUAGACGUUCAGGGUGUACCUCUCAUGAGCACGAUUGCUGCAAACUGGAAAGCAGUUUCUGAAUUCUCUCCCGACCCAUCGGACCUGCUUAUUGCUACCUACCCUAAAGCAGGUACAACCUGGGCUCAGGAGAUAGUGGAUCUUCUCCUGCACAAUGGGGAUGCUGAGAUGUGCAAGAGAGCACCCACAGCUGUCCGUAUCCCAUUCUUAGAAAUAUUCUCUCCUCCACCUAUACCAUCAGGGCUUGAUUUACUUAAGCAAAUGAAGCCUCCAAGAGUCAUCAAGACUCACCUGCCCUUUCAACUUGUGCCAAAAGGUUUCUGGGAAAAUAAAUGCAAGGUUAUCUAUGUGGCCCGAAACGCUAAGGACAAUGCUGUAAGCUACUUUCACUUUGAUCGUAUGAACUUAACCCAGCCAGAGCCAGGACCUUGGGAUGGAUAUGUAGACAAGUUCAUGAAGGGGCAAUUGAGCUGGGGCUCUUGGUAUGAUCAUGUAAAAGGUUACUGGAAGGAACGAAAAGAAAUGAACAUCCUCUACAUCUUCUAUGAGGACAUGAAAGAGAAUCCUCAUAAGGAAAUCGAAAGAAUCAUGCGCUAUAUGGAGCUCUCAGUUCCUGAUGAUGUCAUAGAGAGGAUUGCACAGCUGACAUCUUUCAAUGUCAUGAAGGACAAUCCAAUGGCCAACUACUCAUAUAUCCCAAAGCCAGUGUUUGAUCAAUCCAUAUCUGUCUUCAUGAGAAAAGGGGAAGUCGGUGACUGGGUCCACCAUUUCACUCCAGAUCAAUCCCAGGUGUUUGAGAAAGACUAUGCAAAACAAAUGAAAGAUGUGAAUAUUCCAUUCCGCUUUAACAUUUGACUCUUUGUUUAAUGCAUUUAUAAUCUGUCUGUAAGAUAAUCGUUGUAGCUAGUCGCAUGUCAGUGUUUCAAAGUUUACAAUAUGCAAUCGAUAACAGAGUAUGAAACAGUCUACCAUGUUAGGCCUAUGUGUGAGAGAGAGUAAUCAACCAAAACACCUUAAAACGCAUCUAAAAUCACAAGUUUCUGUAUGUGGCUUAUAAAUGAUCUAUGCUUUUUUAUAACAGGAAAUUAUUUCUGUUUAAAGCAUUUAAAAUAAAUGUCUGAUUACAAACAAUAAAUAAGGUUUUAAAUUG